Oncorhynchus gorbuscha (pink salmon) is the source of this 916-nucleotide messenger RNA. Its product is annotated as phospholysine phosphohistidine inorganic pyrophosphate phosphatase-like. The transcript is spliced from 5 exons. Bases 12 to 611 code for a protein of 199 amino acids. Gene Ontology annotation, molecular function: inorganic diphosphate phosphatase activity; phosphatase activity. The record is from RefSeq and is a predicted model, not a curated record. Gene Ontology annotation, biological process: dephosphorylation. Gene Ontology annotation, cellular component: cytosol. NCBI's taxonomy places the organism in Eukaryota, Metazoa, Chordata, Actinopteri, Salmoniformes, Salmonidae.
ACUUUUUCGUCAUGGCAGCUACCAGCUGGGAAGACUCCGUCAAAAGUCUGAAAGGUGUGAUUUUAGACAUGUGCGGCGUGUUAUAUGAUGCUGGAGAAGACGGCGGCACACCGAUUCCAGGCUCCGUAGAAGCGGUGAAAAGGCUAAAGGCCUCGGACCUGCAGGUGCGCUUCUGUACCAACGAGACCCAGGCCACACGGGAGGUGUUUGUAGCCAAGCUGCAGAGGAUGGGCUUUGACAUCUGUGUGUCUGAGGUGUUCUCCCCAGCCCCGGCUGCCGUGGCUGUCCUGAAGGAAAGGGGGCUACGACCCCACCUGUUGGUCUAUGACGGUGUUGUCCCUGAGUUUGACAGUGUUGAAAAGGCCAACCCAAACUGUGUUGUCAUAGGAGACGCAGCAGAGAAGUUCUCCUACCAGAACCUCAACGAUGCCUUCAGAGUUCUCAUAGGGCUGGAGAAACCAGUACUGUUCUCUCUGGGCAGAGGGAAGUACUACAAGGAGGAUGAAGGCCUGAACCUGGAUGUUGGGGUUUACAUGAAGGCAUUGGAGUAUGCCUGUGAUGUAGAAGCUGAGGUGGUUGUGUUUCUCUCCAUCAGUAUGCCUGUGAUGUAGAAGCUGAGGUGGUUGUGUUUCUCUCCAUCAGUAUGCCUGUGAUGUAGAAGCUGAGGUGGUUGUGUUUCUCUCCAUCAGUAUGCCUGUGAUGUAGAAGCUGAGGUGGUUGUGUUUCUCUACAUCAGUAUGCCUGUGAUGUAGAAGCUGAGGUGGUUGUGUUUCUCUCCAUCAGUAUGCCUGUGAUGUAGAAGCUGAGAUGGUUGUGUUUCUCUACAUCAGUAUGCCUGUGAUGUAGAAGCUGAGGUGGUUGUGUUUCUCUCCAUCAGUAUGCCUGUGAUGUAGAAGCUGAGGUCAUUGGGAAGCCA